AUGGGUUCUGUCUCCGUUUCUCCUCAACCUCACGUCCCUGUAUCAGGAGUCUGGUGCCCCGCCGUCACCUUUUUCCACCAUGACACCGACACACUCGAUCUCGACUCUCAAUCCAAGUACUUCGCCUACCUAUCAACAACCGGUCUAGCAGGUCUAGUAAUCCUCGGCACAAACUCAGAGGCCUUCCUCCUCACCCGCGAAGAGCGAUCCCAGCUCAUCUCAACCGCAAGAGCAGCCGUCGGACCCGAUUUCCCCUUGAUGGCCGGAGUCGGCGCACACUCAACCAAGCAAACCCUCCAGCUCGCCCAGGAUGCCGCCGAUGCCGGCGCCAACUACCUCCUCGUCCUCCCGCCCGCAUACUUCGGCAAAGCCACCAAUAUGAACGUGGUGAAACGGUUCUUCUCCGAAGUCGCAGCCAAAUCACCUCUCCCUGUCGUGGUGUACAAUUUCCCCGGUGUGUGUAACGGGGUCGACAUGGAUUCCGAGACGAUCACUGCGAUCGCACGCGAGUCCGCAGCUAGCGGACGAUCCAACGUGGUAGGAGUCAAGUUGACCUGUGGAUCUGUGGGGAAAAUCACGCGGCUGGCUGCAUCGUUUGCGCCCGAGGAGUUUGCCACUUUCGGUGGACAGUCGGAUUUCCUGAUUGGUGGGCUAGCGGCAGGAAGCGCUGGGUGUAUUGCUGCCUUUGCGAAUGUCUUUCCUAAAGUGGCAGCAAGGAUUUAUGCUUUGUAUCAGAAGGGUCAACUUGAGGAGGCGGUGACGCUUCAACGGAAGGCCGCUCUCGCGGAAAGUGCUAUUAAAAGUGGGAUUGCGUCAACUAAGCAUGCGGUGGCUUGCUAUUCUGCUAAAUUGGCAGGAAUUCCGGAUGCAGCAGGUAAUCUGGCCCCUCGACACCCUUAUGAAGAGGUGGGAGAGGGGGCCAAAGGCGUGAUUCGGGAGGUUAUGGCGGAGGUUUCUGAGAUUGAGAAGAGUUUGUGA
Messenger RNA from Penicillium griseofulvum, 978 nucleotides. Its product is annotated as dihydrodipicolinate synthase family protein. Lineage: Eukaryota; Fungi; Ascomycota; Eurotiomycetes; Eurotiales; Aspergillaceae. The record is from RefSeq and is a predicted model, not a curated record. The coding region runs from base 1 to 978 and encodes 325 amino acids. The transcript has a single exon. Gene Ontology annotation, molecular function: 4-hydroxy-tetrahydrodipicolinate synthase activity.